GAACACUGUCCUAUUUCUACUAUAACUCUGAAGAGCGACGAUAAUAGUAUUGGAGAAAAGGGUUGCCGUUGGCUGUCUGAUGCAUAUAGGUUGGCUUCUGUCUAUACAUAUAAGUAACUUUAGCCUGAUCAACUGCUUGCUGUUUAUGCCAGGGAGAGAGGUCCAUAUGGCUGCAAGAGGUUUCAAGAGAGUUUCGCACUGGUUCCCACGUUCAUCCACAGGCCGCCAGGAGGACGAUGAAGACAGCAACGAGAGGAAUGGCUUGCUUAGGAGCCACUCGGAUCAGAUUGUGCCGGUUGCAGAUUUUGGUGAGGAACACAAGGCGCUAGCUCUUCAUGUUGAACCAAAGACCAUAGCACUGAAGGUGUCCAUGCACUGCCAUGGCUGUGCAAGGAAGGUUGAGAAGCAAAUCUCAAAGCUGCAAGGGGUUGUGUCCUUCAAAGUGGAGCUGGAGAUCAAGGAGGUGACUGUUGUCGGAAAUGUUAGCCCCACGGAAGUUCUGGAGAGCAUAUGUAAGGUGACGAAAUAUGCGGAGAUUUUGGCGAGUCCCUAGUGAUCCAUCAAGUUCCGUGAUAUACUCGUGAAUGUGAAAUACAUAUUAUCAGAUAAAUGCUGUUUCGUAGCAGAAAAAUACCGUGACUCUCCUUGCAAGAGAAAUAAACCUUUGAUCUCAGUCC
Phragmites australis (common reed) is the source of this 677-nucleotide messenger RNA. RefSeq names its product protein SODIUM POTASSIUM ROOT DEFECTIVE 2-like. The record is from RefSeq and is a predicted model, not a curated record. Bases 80 to 553 code for a protein of 157 amino acids. The transcript has 3 exons. NCBI's taxonomy places the organism in Eukaryota, Viridiplantae, Streptophyta, Magnoliopsida, Poales, Poaceae. Gene Ontology annotation, molecular function: metal ion binding.